Molecule: messenger RNA, 994 nt
Organism: Drosophila albomicans
Lineage: Eukaryota; Metazoa; Arthropoda; Insecta; Diptera; Drosophilidae
Gene: Uch
Product: ubiquitin carboxyl-terminal hydrolase
Exons: 4
Coding region: 97-786 (229 amino acids)
Biological process (GO): ubiquitin-dependent protein catabolic process; protein deubiquitination
Cellular component (GO): cytoplasm
Molecular function (GO): cysteine-type deubiquitinase activity
Source: RefSeq, a predicted model, not a curated record
CGGUAAUCUUCGUUUUGAGGCAAACAGAAAAAACAAUUCAGUCUGUGACUGUCUCGCUGUGCAAGUAAAUUACUAAAUACGCGAAUUUUAAUCAACAUGUCGACUUGGACACCACUUGAAUCAAACCCAGAGGUACUGACCAAAUACAUUCACAAGCUGGGCGUGUCGCCAUCCUGGUCAGUGACUGACGUCAUCGGUCUAGAUGAUGAUUUGCUCGGCUUUCUACCCCGGCCCGUCAAAGCCGUUAUUUUGCUCUUCCCCAUCAGCGAUGCUUAUGAGAAACAUCGCGCCGAGGAACAUGAGCGCAUCAAGACGGCCGCCGAAGAGGAAAAGUAUCCCGAAGAUCUUUUCUAUAUGCGUCAAUUUACGCACAAUGCUUGCGGCACAGUCGCUUUAAUCCACAGCGUGGCCAACAACAAGGACAUUGAGGUUGGACCCGGUGUGCUGAAGAAUUUCCUGGAAAAGGGCGCUGCUCUCUCGGCCGAAGAGCGUGGUCAAGCCUUGGAGCAAGACAAGGACUUCACCGAGGAUCACCAGCAGCUGGCGCAGGAGGGACAAACCGAUGCCAGCGCCUAUGAAACGGUUAUCCAUCACUUCAUUGCGUUCGUCAACAAGGAGAACACUUUGUAUGAGCUCGAUGGUCGCAAGUCCUAUCCCAUCAGUCAUGGCAAGACAUCAGAUGAGACUUUCGUGCAGGACGCGGCCAAAGUGUGCAAGGAGUUCAUGGCUCGCGAUCCCGAGGAAGUGCGUUUCACCGUCUUGGCUCUGGCUGCCGCCCAAGACUAAGCCAACAGCAUUAUUAUACAUGAAAUUAAUAUGAUCUCUGAUCUUUGAUACUAUAUUUUAAACAUAAAUAAUCUCAUGCGCAUUGUAAAGUUUGGUGAGUUUGCAACUCUCCUAACUAUUUAACCAAAAUCUGUCAUAUGUAUUACGCCUCUAUAUUGUAUUUGCCGUGAUUAAAGAAAGGCAUCCAAUGCUUGUCAACGCACAUAAA